AUUUUGUUGUAUUUGAGUAAAAUGUAAACAAUAACAAAAGCCCGCAAUGCAUGACCCUGACACUAAUCCUUUAAAAACAUCACCGUCUCUGUCAGUGAGCAGACGUGUAAUUUUUGCUCUCUGUAUUUUGGAAAGACAAACUUUAGUUAAUCUAGUUCAACGUGAGUUAUGCCUUCGCCGUACCACAUAUGUCUUGCUUGGACAGGAGAGUAUGAGGCAUUAAAGAAAUUAUUGAGCGAAGAUUUAAAGUUAACUGGAAUUUGGGAGCAACCGGGCGGCGAUAAGAAAGUAUUCAGGACAAAUGACACUUCGAUCUCGUGGCGAAAGAGUAAAAGUUUACUGCAUCUAAAGGGUACCGACGCCGGAAAAAUCACACAGCUACUCUGCACUAAAAUCUGUGAAUAUUUAAAUGCCGUAAGUAAAACUAAUAACAUGAUUAUCUCAGAUUGUUCAUGCCAGACAGAGUCGAACAUUUCGCAAUCUUGUCUAUGUAAAUGUAAAGAUACUUGCCAUGAUAUUGAGGGUCUUAAAUCUAGUCUAAAAGUUACUAGCGAAGCAAUUCAGUCAUUAUCAAAAGCUGUUAGUCAUAUCGCCGAGACGUUUACUCAUUUUCAAGAGGAUAUGCACGUUAAAAUAAAUCGAGGAAAUAAGUCUAAAACUACGAGGAAACGUUAUUUACAAGAGUCACUUCAAGAAUUUAAUAUGCAAGAAUCAUCCAACAACCAUAAUUCAAUAGAAACAAUUUAAAUUAUUGAAGCAAUAAAUUCUACUGACCCUAAAGUGAAUGACACCCCCUUACAAACAAAUACCACCGAAUCAAUUGAAAUCACCGAAGCUAGUAAUUCUACCGACCGGUCCGACCCCAAAGCGUGUUAUAUUCCAACUGUACAAAUCAAAGCUAAUUUAGGAACGCAGCCAAAAAAUUCAACGAACGUUGCCUCAACUCCAAAACAUCUAUA
Molecule: messenger RNA, 959 nt
Organism: Paramuricea clavata
Lineage: Eukaryota; Metazoa; Cnidaria; Anthozoa; Malacalcyonacea; Plexauridae
Source: the annotation of a GenBank genome assembly